Molecule: messenger RNA, 1430 nt
Organism: Neohortaea acidophila
Lineage: Eukaryota; Fungi; Ascomycota; Dothideomycetes; Mycosphaerellales; Teratosphaeriaceae
Product: Sucrase/ferredoxin-like-domain-containing protein
Exons: 1
Coding region: 278-1351 (357 amino acids)
Source: RefSeq, a predicted model, not a curated record
CACGCCCGUGAGACCACUCUCCCCGUCAGAUUCCUUCGGCUCAUAUUGUGCGUCUUGUCGCGUCGCAUUCGCAUCGCGUUGAAUUGAUUACCAAGCCUGCUGCCUUGUCGCGCCUGCCUAUCCAGUCACCAACCCGGCCUCAUACAAAGCGGCGGAACAUCUCCGACCCUCCGACGUAAUCAGAUAGAUUGAUAAACAUUUUGGGCUCACUUCACAUCCAUCCCCACCUCCACGGAAACAUCAGCACCGCGAUCCAACGGAGAAGCCACUCUCGACCAUGACCUUCCUCCGCAGCAUCGCCGACCGCUUCACCCCCACCCCAUCCUCAACAGCCACCAAAGCACGCCCGGACGGCUUCCUCACAGCAAAAGGCAUCGACGCCCUCUUCCCCCGCACGAACCCCGUCCUCGACGGCGAAGACUGCCUGCACGACUGCGACUCCUGCACAGCACACCUACCCCGGGGGUUCAAAAUCGACGAGGAGGAUGCGCUGUACGGGCACAUCAACGGCUGGAGUCGGCAUUUGAUCGUCGCGACGGGGAAGACGGAUUGGGUGCGGGAUGUGUGCGAUGAGAAGGGGAGUGUGAUGGAGGCUGUGGGGAAGCACGAUGAUGCUGUGACGGGUGGGAAGCUGAUGCUCAGCGCGAGCAACAUGAUGCUACCCGAUCACAAUUCCGGUCCAUAUGGAGCAGAUCGCCCGACGAGAGUCCUCCUCAUGCCAGCAUUCCAAUUCGUGGACGGAGUGACACCCAACUUGGUCCCAGGCCUGAUCAAAAGCGUCAUCAACUCUGCUCCAACAAACACGUCUCCCCUCCCCUCCACCACCUCCUCCUCAGCACAGAAACAACAAAACGGCAACGCCCACCCCCCAAAGCCCUCCCGAAUCCACCCCUCAGACCUCCCCGCCGGCAUGAACCUCCACAACUGCCCCCACAAAGCCGUCAUCCUAAUGUGCUCCCAAGCCACCCGCGACGCCCGCUGCGGGCAAUCCGCGCCCCUCCUCCGCCGCGAAUUCGAACGCCAUCUGCGGCCCCUAGGCCUCUACCGCGACGCAAUGGACGAAAGACCAGGCGGAGUAGGAAUCUACUUCAUAAGCCAUGUGGGCGGACACAAGUACAGUGCGAACAUCAUGGUGUAUCGAAGGGCGGAGAGGAAGAGAGAUGUAGAGGGGCAGAUGGCGAAUGGUGCUGAGGAUGAAACGGAGGCGGCGCAGUGUAUUUGGCUUGCGAGGGUGCGGCCGGAGGACUGCGAGAAUAUUGUGCGGUACACGGUUUUGCAGGGGAAGGUGGUGAAGCCGGAUCGGCAGUUGCGGGGGGGUUUUGAUCGGGAGAAGGGGGUGGUGAGUUGGUGAGGACCCGUUACACGGAAACAAGCAUAGAUGUAGAGGGGACUUUCGGGAUGAUACCGUUUCUCCAGAAGCAGAGCAAACA